Messenger RNA from Colletotrichum paranaense, 249 nucleotides. RefSeq lists its product as uncharacterized. The record is from RefSeq and is a predicted model, not a curated record. The coding region runs from base 1 to 249 and encodes 82 amino acids. NCBI's taxonomy places the organism in Eukaryota, Fungi, Ascomycota, Sordariomycetes, Glomerellales, Glomerellaceae. The transcript has a single exon.
AUGCACACCUAUCAUGGAAGUGCCGCGAGAAAGCCUUUGUGGGCCCGACACUAUAGCUUGUGGCCUUUCAGGCUCUUAGCAGGGGUGAAUACGUUUGCUCCGGGGAGGAGCAUGCACGCCUGGUUUAGGCUCUGGGCCAGCCAUGCGGUGGAUGGACCACGAGACCAACUGUUGGGGUUCCCUAACAUCCACAGACGGCCCUGCAAUCCUUCCACCGCGUGCCGGCAGGGCAAUCUUCCUUUUAGGUAG